Caenorhabditis remanei is the source of this 417-nucleotide messenger RNA. RefSeq lists its product as uncharacterized. NCBI's taxonomy places the organism in Eukaryota, Metazoa, Nematoda, Chromadorea, Rhabditida, Rhabditidae. Gene Ontology annotation, molecular function: N,N-dimethylaniline monooxygenase activity; NADP binding; flavin adenine dinucleotide binding. The record is from RefSeq and is a predicted model, not a curated record. The transcript is spliced from 3 exons. Bases 1 to 417 code for a protein of 138 amino acids.
AUGUCUUCUGAAAAGAAACAUCUGCUUGUUAUUGGAGCUGGAGCUUCAGGUCUUCCUUCAAUCAGACAUGCCUUACUGUACCCGAAUGUCGAAGUUACCUGCUUCGAAAAAUCCAAUGAUAUUGGCGGAUUAUGGAACUAUAAACCUCACAAAACAGACCUGUCAACUGUAAUGAAGUCUACAGUAAUCAAUUCAUCGAAAGAAAUGACUGCAUUUUCUGAUUUUCCGCCAGAAGAUACGAUGGCAAACUUCAUGCAUAACAGAGAAAUGUGUAGAUAUUUGAAGAAUUAUGCAAAGAAUUUCGGACUUUUGAAGUAUAUUAUGUUGAAUCAUUCGGUUGUUUCAAUUGUUCGAAAUGAUGAUUAUGAGACAAGUGGAAAAUGGAAAGUACGAUAUACCGAUGGGUUAGUUUCUUGA